AUGCCCGCAAUCAUUACGGACUCAAGCUCUAAGAAGCGCAAGAGUGGCAAGAAUGCCAGCGCCCCGUCUUCUAAGCGUCGUGCGGUGGCCGAGGACAAGUUCGCUGAAACACUGGCUACUGUUCAAGAGCUAGAGAAUCAAAUUGCGGAGUCGCGGAAGCACUACAACAAUAUUGCGACUUUGAUUUCUAUGCUCAAUGUUGAGAAGUCAGCUGAGAAACCCGAGUUGGCCGUUGCAGUCUCUCUCUGCCGUGUGUUCAGUCGAUUGAUUGCUGGAGGAAAUCUCACAGAAUCAAGCCGGGCUGCUGAGAAUGAGAAGAUUGUUGCAGCAUGGUUGAAGGAGCGUUGCAUGGAUUAUCAGAAUGCGCUUGUGGCCAUAAUGCGCCAGGCUGAUGUCUCUUCUCAGGCAUGUAUCACUGCUCUGACACUAAGUAUGCGCCUGCUCAAAGAACGUAUCGCCCAUAUUCCUGGUUCUGAAAACAAUGCCUGGUCGACCGGAUUCUUCAAGGAUAUUUUCACGGCAGUGAUCGAAGCCCGCGCUGGACAGGACCUGCAGUCCGAGUUCCUCACCAAGUUCGUGAAGGAAUUUGAGGAUGUGAGAUAUUACACUUUCACACAGAUGGCUGACUAUGCUACCACGAAACGAUCCCCGGAAACCCUUGAAACCCUCAUUACGAUUCUUCAAACUUGCGACGUUGUGCCCGGGCCCGAGUACAAGUUCGAAAACUUCUAUGCGAAACGAGACACUAAGAACAAGCGGAUGGUCUCAGUCAACUCUCACAAAAAGCAGGCACAGGAGGCUUGGCUCGCUAUUCUACGAAACAACCUCUCUCAAUCGCAGCGAAAGAACCUGUUGCGCAUGAUGGUGCACAACAUCGAGCCGUGGUUCAGCCGACCUGAACUUCUCAUGGACUUCUUGACAGAUUCCUACAAUGCUGGCGGAGCCACGUCGCUCCUUGCUCUGUCCGGUCUCUUCUAUCUGAUGCAAGAAAAGAACCUGGACUACCCCCAAUUCUUCACAAAGCUCUACUCGCUAUUGGAUGCCGAGCUGCUUCACUCCAAGCAUCGUUCACGAUUCUUCCGACUGUUGAACACCUUCCUCUCCUCAACCCAUCUUCCCGCCACCCUAGUUGCAAGCUUCAUCAAGCGUCUCGCUCGGCUGGCACUGAAUGCCCCUCCCUCCGCCAUCGUUGUCAUCGUUCCUUUCAUGUACAACUUCUUCAAAAGCCACCCCACAACCUCAUUCAUGCUGCACCGAUCAAUCCGCGACAAGGAUCUUCUUGCCGAGGUGGAAAGAGAAGGCAUGGACGAUCCAUUUGACCCAACCGAGUCAGACCCGAACCUGACAAAUGCCAUCGAGAGUAGUCUGUGGGAGAUUGAGACUCUCCAGUCUCACUUCCACCCCAACGUGGCUGCCAUUGCCCGGAUUAUCUCCGAACAAUUCACAAAGCAGGCAUACAGCUUGGAAGAUUUCCUCGAUCACACAUAUCAAGGCAUGGUGGAGGCAGAGCUUGGUGUGGAAGAGAGGAAUCUGAAGAAGAUCCCUGUUGUCGAGUACCAGAUUCCCAAGCGUAUCUUCACAGAUCGCCUAUUAGAGGAAGAUGGUGGGGUGGAUUCUGGUGCAGGUUGUUUCAUGCGUGGACUAUGGGAGUUCUGA
Messenger RNA from Penicillium soppii, 1656 nucleotides. It is a transcript of the gene noc4, whose product is annotated as ribosome biosynthesis protein NOC4. The record is from RefSeq and is a predicted model, not a curated record. Gene Ontology annotation, cellular component: small-subunit processome; nucleolus; Noc4p-Nop14p complex. The coding region runs from base 1 to 1656 and encodes 551 amino acids. The transcript is spliced from 3 exons. Gene Ontology annotation, biological process: ribosome biogenesis. Lineage: Eukaryota; Fungi; Ascomycota; Eurotiomycetes; Eurotiales; Aspergillaceae.